Molecule: messenger RNA, 4518 nt
Organism: Callorhinchus milii (elephant shark)
Lineage: Eukaryota; Metazoa; Chordata; Chondrichthyes; Chimaeriformes; Callorhinchidae
Product: remodeling and spacing factor 1
Exons: 16
Coding region: 60-4508 (1482 amino acids)
Biological process (GO): regulation of DNA-templated transcription
Cellular component (GO): RSF complex
Source: RefSeq, a predicted model, not a curated record
UCGGCCGGCGGGAAAAAAAAAGCGAGCGUUGCACACCGGGAUCGUGGAGGACUCGUCAGAUGGGGGGAGGGGAGGUCCUCCCGACACCCAAAAUGGCGGCGGUGGCCAGCAAGCCUGACUUCGCCGUCGUCUGCUCGUUCCUGGAGCGCUAUGGCGGCUGGCUGGAGCUGCCCGACUUCACCUUCCCCGAGCUGGAGCAGGCGCUGGAGAACAAGAAGACAGUUCCCCAAGCCCUGAUGGAUCUUCACUUGAAGUUGAUGAGGAAGAUUGGCAAGUCUGUGAGCAUCGACCGCUGGGAAAAAUACCUCCUCAAGAUUUGUCAGGAGUACAACAGUACGUGGGCCUGGGAGAUGGAGAAAAUUGGAUACACAGAGAUGGAUGCCGAAUGCAAACUUGGUCUUUUAAAGUAUCUGUGCGAGUGCCAGUUUGACGAUAACAUGAAGUUCAAGACUGCGUUGAAUGAUGAGGAGCCGGACGCCAUGCGGGUUCUUCCCAUUGGGCGUGACAAGGAUGGCUUGAUGUACUGGUAUCAGCUGGAUCAGGAGUAUAACGUGCGGGUGUACACAGAGGAACAAGACGAUCAAGAUAGUGCUUCCUGGAGUCUCAUUGUCAGGGACCGGAAUGAGUUGGCUGAAAUGCUUCAGCUGCUGAAAGCCCAGAUCGACCCUGCGCUGCUCACCAAGCUCGUGCAGGAGGACGGGUCCUCCCGAACCAGCCCCACCUCCGACGACGAAGAGCAAAAGAAAGUGAUGGAGGAGGCCCUCGAAGGGGAUAUAAAGAUUGAGAAUAAGGACCCAGAGGAGAAGAAAGAAGGACUAGAAAUGGAGGUGGAGUACAAACCAGCAGAUCCUCCGACCUCCACCUCUCCUGAAGGAAGUGAAGCAGGACGGGCAACGAAGGCGGAGGGUGAAGGGGGCUCCAGGCUGGAGCAGGAGGUCAAGACAGAAGGGCCUCCGUCUGAGAGCCAGGAGGACAGGAGAUUGGGGCAGCCCAAAGUGGAGAGUGCUGAGAAGGACAAAGCCACUCUAGGAGUGAAGCAGGAGGAGGUGGUAGAGUGGCCGAGCGUGAAGGGUUUUGGAAACACUGAGUGCCCGAGGGCGUCUGAGGGUGAUAAGCUGGAAAUCAGCAUCAAGGUGGAGCCUCCUGACGAGGUGAAGCAGACCCCUGAAGAGUUGGAGCGAGCUCUGAAGAACGUCAAGCAAGCCAAACUCCCCGUUAAGAAGAGGGAGAUUAAACUAACGGAGGAUUUCGACAGCCCCCCGCCUCCGGGCACCAGAGCCCCGGUCAGAGAGAGGCCAAAAACCGAGGGGGUGCAGCCAGCAGCAGCCGCAGAGAAACCGGCCCCCGAGAAGCAGCUGGUGAACGGCGAGACCCCCCCUGCCCCACAAAUCAUAAACCGUGGGAAAAUCCAGGCGGAGGUUCCGCUGGCGGGGAAGGCUGAAUGGAAGAACGACCCCAGGCAAGAUCCGGGCACCGUGUGCCCACCACUUGCCGGCCCACCAAGAGAAGAGGAAAAUGGCAUUGAUGUGUCGGCUGGUGAGGGUUCACUCCCCCUCGCGCUCGCUCUGGGGCAAAAUCAGACCGUUGAGAACUGUGCGGGUAAGGACGAGGCGGUCUCUGGGCCCGGGGAGCGGGUCUCUGGGCCCGGGGAGCGGGUCUCUGGGCCCGGGGAGCGGGUCUCUGGGCCCGGGGAGCGGGUCUCUGGGCUCGGGGAGCGGGUCUCUGGGCCCGGGGAGCGGGUCUCUGGGCCCGGGGAGCGGGUCUCUGGGCCCGGGGAGCGGGUCUCUGGGCCCGGGGAGCGGGUCUCUGGGCCCGGGGAGCGGGUCUCUGGGCCCGGGGAGCGGGUCUCUGGGCCCGGGGAGCGGGUCUCUGGGCCCGGGGAGCGGGUCUCUGGGCCCGGGGAGCGGGUCUCUGGGCCCGGGGAGCGGGUCUCUGGGCCCGGGGAGCGGGUCUCUGGGCCCGGGGAGCGGGUCUCUGGGCCCGGGGAGCGGGUCUCUGGGCCUGGGGAGGAUGAUUCGGACCAGGUCAAGGAAGGUUCAACUCACGCCAAGGGUCAGGACAAAAGUGAUUCAGAUGAGGUCAAAAGUCAGAACAAGGAUCAUUCAGACCAGGUGAAGGAUCAAGCCAGGAGUGAAUUGGAGCUGGUCAAGGGUGAAGUUGAGGGUGAUAUAGACCAGGUCAAGAGUCAGGCCAAAGAAGGUACAGAUGAGGCCAAGAGUGAUUCAGACCAGGCCAAAGGUGUCUCGGGUCAGGACAAAGGUUUUGCAGACCCGCAGAAGGACCAGGUUGAGGCUGUUCUGGACCAGGAUGGGCCAAGUAAAGAAGCUUUUGCAAAACACGACCAGGAAGACUCGCCAAAGAGCUCCGCAGAACUCACGCCCUGCGUCAGCGUGGCAUCCGAGCAACAGAAAGAAACUGAGGCCAAAGAUGUGAAGGAAAGUGAGGUCAGGAUCUCGGCCAGGAGAACGAGGGCCUCGCUGAGGCCGCGGGUUCAGGAGCGGGACUCGGAGGUAGAGGUCAGCCAGCGGGGCGAGGAGAGGCCAGAGUCCGAGCCCAGCGAGGGAAGGUGCUUGCGGAGGUCUGUGCGGAUCUCUAAACCCACGGUCAAGGUGACAGAGAAUCAGGAGAAGAGAGGUGGCAGGAAGGCUGGUGAGGACUCCGUGCCGCCCAGCCCCUCGGACAAGGGUGAGGAACUAAGGAAGGGGGAGAAAGAGAUACCCACGUCUCGAGGAACCAAGCGUAAGACGAAAGGCAGGAGGAGAGCGAGGUGGACCAAAUCCAGAAGCAGGCGCCGACGGCAGGAAUCCAGCGAGGAGAGCGAGAGCGAGGAAGAGGAGGAAGAGGAAAAUGAGCAGGAAGAAGCAGCAGAGGAUGACGAGCCCUGUAAAAAGUGUGGCCUCUCCAACCACCCUGAACUGAUCCUGUUGUGUGACUCCUGUGACAGUGGCUAUCACACAGCGUGCCUACGCCCUCCACUCAUGACCAUCCCAGACGGAGAAUGGUUUUGUCCGCCCUGUCAGCAUAAAUUUCUGUGCGAGAAACUGGAGGAACAACUGCAGAACCUGGACGUGAUGAUAAAAAAGAAGGAAAGAGCCGAGAGGAGGAAAGAGAGGUUGGCGUUCGUGGGCAUUAACAUUGAAAAUAUCAUAACUCCAAAAGAUGAAAUACCUGAAGAGCCAGAAAUUAAAGAUGUCAAAUUAUUGGAAAGGAGAUCAGGAAGAGCCCGGAGAUCCAUCAAUUAUAGGUUUGAUGACUUUGAUGAAGCGAUUGAUGAAGCAAUACAAGAGGAUCUGCAAGAGGCGGAGGGCAAAGGCGCUGGCAAAGGCAAGGACAUGUCCAACAUCACGGGGCAGUCUCUGGGGAAGGAUAUCUCCACCAUCCUGGCGGAGGCCAAGGAAAGCAAGAGGCCCUCCCGAGCGGCCGCCUGCAGGCGUAAGAAACGGCGACGACUGAACGACCUGGACAGCGAGAGCACGGCUGAGAGCGAGGAGAGCGAGGACGAGUUCCGCAUCAGUGAGAGUGAGGAGGAGUUUGAGAUGUCUGAACACAGCGAGGGAGAGGCCGGCUCCAACCAGGAUGACGAGACCUUCGAGGUGGGGGGGAGCAGACGGCGGAGGAGGUUCGCGGAGCCCAUGAGACGCAGCCGCAGGUUAAGGGGGAGAGAGGCCAAGAGGAAAUACUCUGAUGAAGAUGAGGAAGAGGAGGGGGAAGAGGUUGAUGAUGAAGGAAACGAGGGGAGCGAGGGCUCCAGCUGUUACAGUGACCUGUUGGACAUGCGGAGGAGAAGGUCCAAACGCAACCAGGCUAAGAAAGUGGAUUACCGAGAGGACUCGGGCUCGGAGAAGUCCUUGAAGAGCGGUGCUGGCAAAAAGCAGCUUCAGCGAGGACACAAACGCCUGCUGUAUAUUUCAGAGAGCGAUGAGAGUUCCGGGAACAAAAGCUCAGAGGAAGAUCAGGGGAGGGAGAUACCAUUCCGGAAACGCCUCAACAGGAUCGAGGACGAGGACGAUGACGACGAUGAUGAUGAUGAUGAUGAUGAUGGUGGUGGUGGUGAUGACGAUGAAGGUGCCGAGGAGGCGGGGGCAGACAAGGGUCAGCGGGAGAGCAGCAGAAAGACCACCUUCUGCCUGACCAGCGAGGAGGAGGAAGAGGACGAUGAUGAAGAAGAGAUGGAGGUGGAGGUGGCCACACCAAAGGGGGCUGUGACGCCCCUGGACAAAAAGUUGCCCCCCACCAAUGGACAGAGUCCCGACAAGGCCCCUGAGAGCGCGAUCAGCCAGGCCAGCGAAAAGGGGCUGGCCAACAAGGACCCAAGUGCGGCCCCCCAGAACCCCGCAGUGAACGGGGCUCGAGAGUGUGUCCCCCUGGAGCCCAGCGCUCCCCCGGGGGGGCCAGCCGCCGCCACGCCAGCCGAGGGGGGUGCGGGGGCAGGGGGGGAGGAGGACGAGGACGACCUGUUGGGAGUUACUGACCUUGUAGAAUACGUUUGUAACAAUGAACAAGUAUAAGACUUUUUAA